AUGGCUUCUAUUAAGCACUGGAACAGAUACAAAACCAGCAGAGGAGAGUGGAGACAUCCGAAAAGUUGUAAAGCUGACGGCAGUACUAUCCACAUAAAAGAACUUGUAGAAACACAGCCUAGGAAGGAUGACAAAGGAACCGCCUUCUUGCCUUACCCGAGCUUCCGAGAAUUUGCCAAAAACCACAA
Molecule: messenger RNA, 188 nt
Organism: Acaulospora morrowiae
Lineage: Eukaryota; Fungi; Glomeromycota; Glomeromycetes; Diversisporales; Acaulosporaceae
Source: the annotation of a GenBank genome assembly